This is a messenger RNA of Sordaria macrospora k-hell, 1287 nucleotides long. RefSeq lists its product as uncharacterized. NCBI's taxonomy places the organism in Eukaryota, Fungi, Ascomycota, Sordariomycetes, Sordariales, Sordariaceae. The record is from RefSeq and is a predicted model, not a curated record. Gene Ontology annotation, cellular component: Golgi membrane; endoplasmic reticulum membrane. Gene Ontology annotation, biological process: UDP-galactose transmembrane transport. Gene Ontology annotation, molecular function: UDP-galactose transmembrane transporter activity; UDP-glucose transmembrane transporter activity.
AUGGCUCGCGCAAAGCAGCCCACGCCCGUACGGCGUGAGGUGUCCUCCGAAUAUAUCAGCAAAGCCGACAGAAAAUCACCAUCAGUUGAGGAAGCAUCAGUUGUCCCCGGCGUAAACGGAAGUGUUAAGCCGUCAACAACAUCGUCGUCAUCAUCCAUUGCGGUACCAAUGAAGAAGGAAGCCGGCGUCAUCACGCUCCUCAUUGACGUGGCGGGUAUUUACAUUUCUUUCCUAACCUGGGCCUACCUCCAAGAAAAGCUCACCACAACACAAUACGGCGCCUCUCCCCUUAGCAAUUCCAAGGAUUCUCAGGGGGGCGAACGCUUCAAAUUCCCCGUCUUCCUCCUAACAAUUCAAUCCCUCUUCGCCGCCCUCGGCGGCAAGCUCUUCACCGUCCUCUCCACCCCCCGCGGCCAACCAGUGCCCGCCAUGAUCCCCUCGCGCGCCAUCCUCCCUCCUCUCUUGCUAGUAGCCUUCACCAACGCGCUCGCCGCCCCCUUUGGCUACGCCGCCCUGGGACAUAUCGAUUACAUCACGUACAUUCUCGCCAAAAGCUGCAAGCUUCUGCCGGUCAUGUUCUUGCAUAUCACGCUCUUCAGAAAGAGGUAUCCGCUUUACAAGUACCUGGUCGUGGCGGCCGUGACGGCCGGCGUAGCCGUCUUCACUCUUCACUCGGGCUCGAAAAAGCACAAGACCUCUAGUCAUUCGGGCCAAACAAGCUGGGGAUUGCUGCUGUUGGGCAUCAACCUGCUGUUUGACGGACUCACCAACAGCACGCAGGAUUACAUUUUCCAGACAUUCCAGCCUUACACAGGGCCGCAGAUGAUGAUGGCCAAUAACUUGCUGUCGAGCGUGAUCACGGGCGGGUAUCUCGUGUUGAGCCCCUGGCUGGUGAAGACGGGGCUUGGUGAGUGGUUUGGCAUGGCCGCUGCGACGGGCAGCGAAGGGGAGCUGGCGAGCGCGCUGGCGUUUUUGGCGAGACAUCCCGAGGUUUGGAGAGAUGUGUUGGGGUUUGCGGUUUGUGGGUGUGUUGGGCAGGUUUUUAUUUUCCACACCCUUUCAACUUUCUCCUCCGUCCUUCUGGUCACCGUCACCGUCACCCGCAAGAUGUUCACCAUGAUUCUCUCCGUCGUCGCUUUCGGCCACCGCUUGUCUCAAAUGCAAUGGCUCGGCGUCGGUCUCGUGUUUGGCGGUAUCGGUGUCGAGGCCGGCAUUGCGAGACGUGAGAAGUUGGCCAAGGAAGAGGCGAAGAGGAAGGUUAAAGCUGCUUUGGGGAAGGCGCAGUGA